AGUCACAGUAUCUGAGCAGAGCUCCCCAUGAGAAGAGCUGAAAAGAUCACAGAGGAAUGUCCUAUCCAUUGUCUAGGGAACAGCGGGAAUAAAGAAGUUUGUAUUUUGUUUAAGACACAAAGCUAUCUCUCGGGACCCAUUUCCAAAAAAAAAAAAAUUGGCCAGAGUGAUUUUUCCUGUGUAUAAAAUUACAUGUAGCACUUUGAACUUGGUGGAAUCAAAGGAAUCUACAUCAGUUACCUGCUUUGCACCUCAUCCAUUACUUUUGAUGAGAUCAAGAUGGCUGCUGUUCUUUUAAGCUUUGAGGAUUUAAUGUAUACCUGGGACAGCUUAGUGUGGAACCUCACUUCACGAGCACUGCGUUCAUGCCGGCAUGGAAACUUUAGGGUUCUGCAGAUGAUGUUGAAGCCUUGGUGCAUUUCCAGGGCAGUUUACCAGAUGACGGAGGGGCGGCGAUGUCAAGUUCACCUCCUAGAUGACAGGAAAUUGGAACUUCUCGUACAGCCAAAACUGCUAGCCAAGGAGCUGCUUGAUUUAGUGGCAUCCCAUUUCAACCUGAAAGAAAAAGAAUAUUUUGGGAUAGCCUUUACAGAUGAAACGGGACAUCUAAAUUGGUUACAGUUGGACCGAAGAGUACUUGAACAUGACUUUCCCAAAAAGUCCGGCCCAGUUGUCCUAUACUUUUGUGUCAGGUUCUACAUUGAGAGUAUAUCUUACCUAAAGGACAAUGCCACUAUUGAGCUCUUCUUUUUAAAUGCCAAGUCCUGCAUAUACAAGGAAUUGAUAGAUGUUGACAGCGAGGUUGUUUUUGAACUGGCAGCAUACAUCCUGCAGGAGGCGAAGGGAGACUUCACAAGUGAUGAACUAACAAGAAUAGAUUUAAAGAAGUUGCCAGCACUUCCCACACAAGCCCUUAAAGAGCACCCCUCCCUCGCCUACUGUGAGGACAGAGUUAUAGAAUAUUACAAGAAACUCAAUGGACAAACUAGAGGACAAGCUAUUGUGAAUUAUAUGAGUAUUGUAGAAUCCCUUCCCACGUAUGGAGUGCAUUAUUAUGCCGUUAAGGACAAACAAGGAAUCCCUUGGUGGUUGGGACUUAGUUACAAAGGUAUUUUCCAAUACGAUCACCAUGAUAAAGUGAAACCACGAAAGAUCUUUCAAUGGAGACAAUUGGAAAACCUCUACUUCAGAGAAAAGAAGUUUUCAGUAGAAGUUCAUGAUCCUCGCAGGGCAUCUGUUACCAGGAGGACAUUUGGACAUGGCGGGAUUGCUGUGCACACGUGGUACGCAUGUACUGCUCUCAUAAAGUCCAUCUGGGCUAUGGCCAUUAGCCAACACCAGUUCUAUCUGGAUAGGAAACAAAGCAAGUCCAAAAUACAUGCUGCAAGAAGCCUGAGUGAGAUUGCUAUAGACCUAACAGAGACUGGAACCUUGAAGACUUCAAAACUUGCAAAUAUGGGAAGUAAAGGGAAAAUCAUCAGUGGAAGCAGUGGAAGCCUGUUGUCAUCAGGUUCCCAGGAGUCCGACAGCUCACAGUCUGCCAAGAAAGACAUGCUGGCUGCACUGAAAUCCCGGCAGGAAGCUCUGGAGGAGACUCUACGGCAGCGACUGGAGGAGCUGAAGAAACUCUGUCUACGUGAAGCGGAACUUACAGGCAAGCUGCCAAGAGAAUACCCGUUAGAUCCAGGAGAAGAGCCGCCUGCAGUUAGACGACGAAUAGGGACGGCAUUUAAGCUGGAUGAACAAAAACUACUUGCAAAAGGGGAGGAAGUCGAGCUGGAACGUCUUGAAAGAGAAUUUGCUAUUCAGUCCCAGAUUACUGAGGCAGCUCGCCGACUGGCCAGUGAUCCUCACGUAAGCAAAAAGCUGAAAAAGCAGAGAAAGACCUCAUACCUUAAUGCACUAAAGAAACUACAGGAGAUCGAAAACUCCAUUAAUGACUAUCGCAUCAAGUUUGGGAAAAAGCCUACACAGAGGGCAUCCUUAAUCAUAGAUGAAGCUAACCUCGGCAGUGAAGACAGCUCACUUUCUGAUGCUCUUGUUCUUGAGGAUGAAGAUUCUCAGGCCCCCAGCAUCAUGUCUCCUAUGCAGUCCCCUCAUAAAGGCCUACCACCAAGACCUCCGUCACAUGCCAGACCACACCCUCCACAGUCACUGGAUGGUCUAAGACAGUUGCACUACCAGAGAAAUGACUAUGACAAAUCACCCAUAAAACCCAAAAUGUGGAGUGAAUCUUCCUUAGAUGAACCCUAUGAGAAACUGAAGAAAAAAUCAUCACAACGCCAUUCCAGCAACCACAAAAGGUUUCCUAGCACAGGUAGCUGUUCAGAAGCAGGUGGGAGUAACUCUCUGCAGAAUAGUCCCAUCCGAACCCUCCCACACUGGAAUUCUCAGUCCAGCAUGCCAUCCACCCCAGACUUACGAAUACGAAGCCCGCAUUAUGUUCAUUCUACCAGAUCUGUGGACAUCAGCCCUACCAGACUACAUAGCUUAGCACAGCACUUUAGGCACCGCAGUUCCAGCUUGGAAUCCCAAGGAAAACUUUUGGGCUCUGAAAAUGACACAGGGAGUCCAGAUUUCUACACCCCAAGGACUCGUAGCAGUAAUGGUUCCGAUCCUAUGGAUGACUGCUCCUCAUGUACAAGCCAUUCCAGUUCUGAGCACUAUUAUCCAGCCCAGAUAAAUCCUAACUACUCAACAUUGGCUGAGGACUCUCCCUCCAAGGCCAGGGAGAGGCAAAGACAUAGACACAAGUCUAAUGGGAACCUUGUAUCCUCCAAUUCAGGGAGCAUGCCCAAUCUGGCUGCUAGGAAUGGAAACGGACACCAUGGGGUAUACCUGCAUAGCCAGAGCCAACCUUCAUCGCAGUAUAGGAUCAAAGAGUAUCCUUUGUACAUUGAAGGAAGCUCAACACCUGUUGUUGUGCGGAGUCUAGAAAACGACCAAGAGGGACACUACAGUGUCAAAGCACAAUUCAAGACGUCAAAUUCCUAUACUGCAGGAGGGAUGUAUAAGGAGAACUGGCACGGGGAUGAUACUGUGGACUCUGUGAGGCUCACCCCUUCUCGCUCUCAGAUUGUAAGGACUCCGUCACUUGGCAGAGAGGGCCAUGAUAAGGGCUCAGGCAGGACUGUGGUGUCUGAUGAGCUGCGGCAGUGGUUCCACAGGUCCAGCUCAUCUCAAAAGGAGCACAACAGACUUUCACAUACUAGUUCCAACUCAUCCGACAGUGGCUCUCAAUACAGCACAUCUCAAAGCACCUUUGUGGCACACAGCAGGGUAACAAGAAUGCCUCCAAUGUGUAAAGCAACUACAGCUGCCUUACCCCAUGGUCCGAGAAGUUCAACGCCUUGUAGUGAUCAUACAGCCACACCUCCCAGCAGCCCUCACCACAUUUUAACCUGGCAGACUGGGCCAUACCAUGACAGUUGCUACCUAGACGCUGCCCUAUAUUCAGAAUUAGCUGACGUCCAGUGGUACGGACAAGAAAAAGCCAAGCCUGGGACUCUUGUGUGAACCUAUAAUCGCAAUGCCAUUUGGAGAUCACCUCACUGCCUCUCAUUUGCCUUACCCAGAUGCACUACCAUCCCACACCAGCUUCAGCUACAAGCACUUUUCAUUUGAAAAACCUGUGAGGAAAAUUAUUGAAGCCCCUGCUCCUUGUACGUACAGCACUCCCUGGAGGCCCAUGUUGCUACUACUGACUAUUGGGUGCCUCCUUAUCGGUGUAAAUUGACAAACUGUGAAGGACUUGCUUUCAUACUCCACUGGAGUCAUUUUGUACUGGUUGGGGAUCAUCACUGCUUAAUCACUAUUAAUAUCAUUAUACGGAAGUGAAACUCUAACAAGAUGAAGAUCUCAUGUUUAGGCUAACAGAGCACUAGUAAAAAGAACUCUUUAUUUUGCCUUGGUUAUUUUAAUCAAGGGGUGAUAUUAAAUUUUUCUACAUCCAUGUUAUUAUUUCCUUUAUUUUUUUUUAUUAUUUUUUUAUAAGUAUACAAAACUGGCUAAUUGUCCGAAAAAUUGUGUUCAGUUCAAUUCUAACCAAAGAUAAAACAGGAGGGUUGCUAAUUAACUGCUACAUAGUCCUUAACCUGUCCAUGCCACUGGUGCUGACAUGACACAUAGCAAUGUGUUGCACACACUUUUUUAUGUCAUUGGUUUAUAGUUAAAGCAUACCAUUGUAUUAAUAUUACUAUUCCAUGAGGCUAAUUACGCAGUUACAUUUACCAUAUAAUAGUACUGAAAAUAUUUUACUUUGCAACUAGGAAAAAAAAUGACUACCAACUGUGAUCGACCAGUUGUGUAUUCAUGGGGAUGUUCUCACUUUAACAUGUAGACCAGUUAGUUCAUAUACCGGUAUGUACUGCUAGAAAUCUGGGGAUGACAUUACAAUAUUAACAUAUAUAAAAUGCUACUCAAGCCGAUCAAUUAACACAAUUACAGCAGUUUACCUCUUAGACUUGUAAAGAUGGCCAUACACCUUAGUAUAAGGGUCCAUUCACAAGUCGGUACGUGUUUUGUGGAUGGCUGGCACUAUGAUAGAAAAUGCCUAUUCUUGUCCACUAUUGCGGACAAGAAUAGGACAUGUUCUAUUUUUUUGCGGAGCCGCAGACCGGAACUUUGGAGCCGUGGUCCCAUAGAAAAUGAAUUAUGCGGAAUAGAUCCGGACAAUUCAUACGGAUGUCUGAAUGGAGUCUAAAGAUGAUCAAAAUUUAAAAUUUCAACCGACUGAUGAUAGACCAUUGUCGCCUGCAAAGAAGUCGGCCAUGUUUGAAAUUUUGUCUGCUAAUUGGACAAAAGAUCUUUGAAAGAAAAUUUCCAGGAAAGUCUUUUGUCCAUCACCUGAUUUCAUUGAACAUGUGUUUGUGUAGAUGGCACGAUCCGCUGCUGGCAAACUAUGAUUUAGGUGACCAUGUGAAAUAUGAUCUGCUGCCAGAAAACAAUUAGGUGAGACACACGAAAGCUCCAAUUACUGCAUGUACGAGUGUACUGCUUUAGAAUCCGUUCAUAAAGACUGACAGGUGCGUUGGUAGCAUGGAAAUAUGGUCUAGUAUUAUUUGCUGCAAAAAUAUAUUACAUUUAAUUGUCCCAAACUUUUACUACAAAUAGUAGUAGACCGUAUCAUCUCCAGACGAUGCACUAGAAAUCGGUGAAUACAUGAAGCGUUUACAUAGGCUGGCACUACUGCUCAGGCGUUGGCAUUAUAAAUCACAAUUCAUUUUAACAAGAAUAAUGGUGCAGAUAUUUCCUGGUACAGAAUUCCAGGAAAAUGCUUGUGCACCAUGUGGUUCCCAAUGCCAAACAUCCUGAACGAAUGUGUGCACAUAUACAGUCACCACAUGCUGAAUAUAUCGACGCUGCCUAUAGAGUUCAGGUUAGCAGCUCAGUAGAUCAUCGGUACAACCUUUAUUAUAUUCAUCAUAACCAAACUCUUCAUUCAUUAUUCACUUUACAUUAAUUGUAGCCACCAGACCACCAUUUAUAUGCUCCCAUGCAACAUAUGUGUCAGCAAUAUUCACCUAGGUGAACGCACAUUGCACAGUGAAAGUGCCCUUAACAUGGGAAAAAAAAGCACCUUUCAUAUUGCUGUCCGGUGCUAUAAGUGUUUUAUAACAGCCUCUGUGCCAUUUCUGGAAGGGAUCAUAAGACAUGGAAAACUUGGCCUAAUCUAGUAGACCAGUGUUCCUCAACUCUUGGCCUCAGGGCCCACUGCUGGUCAGGAUUUAAGAAUAUCCCUCAGAAUGAAUACCUGUGGUAAGUCUUGAUGCAUUGACACUAUUAUCACAUGCUGAAUACUAAAAAAAAUCCUGAAAAAAUGACCGCGAGGUGGGCCCUGAGAACUGGAGUUCAUUAACACUGUAGUAGACAGCACUCUAACAGUGACGAGGACAGAAGUAAAAUGUAGAUGCUCAUCCCAAUAUCAGACAUGGAUGGAUGCGCCUAUGCUGCUUUUCCAUCAGUUUGGUACAGGUUAGUGUAUCAAUUGUUAGGAUAUUACAGCGAUUUAUAUAGUACCUGUAAUCUUAGCCCAGAUUAAUUUAAAAAAACAAGUAACCUACCCAUACAAUAUUACACUAGACAAUAAAAAUCUAUGAACCUCAAUGAAACCCCCAUACAAACAUAGACUGAACCUGGAGGUACCUGGAUAUCUCAGUGACCCUUGGGUUCACAUCACAUUUUCUGUUUGUUUUAUCCCUGGCCAGUGUGUGGCCUUAAUGGGACCUGCGCUGCCAGAGGAGGUAUGCAAUUUAAGAUGAGGCAUAGGCCUUGUUAUAAAUGACCUGCCCCCUCUGGCUCCCCAUAUGCUGGAAUGAAGUCUAAGUAGCUCAGUCAUUAUCUACGUCCGUUUCUGGUGUAAAUAAUAAAAAAUUUUAGAAAUGCAGACUGACUAGAAAAGUUUUGGCUUUUCUACACCCAAAACAGGCAUAAGGGGAAUGGCCAUCUAAUAUGUAUGGGGUGUCUCAGCUUUCUCCUAACAGCAAAUUUCAGGGAAGGUGGGGGGACAACAAAGGAUUGGCUCAUGGAUUUAAACAUAUCUGAUCCUUUAGUUCUCAUUGGAGAAAAGCUGCCACCAGAGGUGUCUAGCAGCAGCUUUCACCCCUCUCCACGUUAGGGACACAUUGACUAUUAGUUGGCUUACUUUGAGACCAAUUUUUACAACAGAAUUAUGGUGCAAUUUUGGUUCAAAAAGGUGCAUCUUAGGCCCUGCUCUGCAAAGCUAUUGAAACUCUGAGUGGAAUUAAUCAUUCCCCAUGCUACUUUUGUGGCGCAAAAGACUUGCAAACACCAUGUUUGUAGCUUUACGCUGACCUCACCACUUUCUCAAAUGAGGGCGGUGUGGCAGAAGCGGGGUCAGUGGGCCUGACACAUUUAUCUUUCUUUGUGGCAAUUUUUUUUAAGACAUUUUGGUGCCCAGACUGCCAUAGUAUGCACCAUCUUUAUAAAUUAGGCACAUCCUCUGGCAGUUAGGGCAAAACAAAGACUGGCCUAAAUUUUAGUGCGCCAAGUUGCACCAACUUGCACCACUUUUUAGAUAGAUUUUUGACACAAACACGUAUAUUUAGUAGGAAACAGAAAUGAAAUCAAGUGGUAGAAAUAUUACCGAAUAUUUUAAGAUGCUCCCCUAUUGAUCCAUUCCAACCUUCAUGGAAACUUGCAUGAAAAAUGCAAGAUGACAACAGAUCUAAUACUUCUCUUUUAUGAUUCAACAGUGGUUUGGGCAGAAAAAGAAAUAAAAAUAAAAUUACCGGUAAGUCAACACCCAUACCAUGACCGAAAGUAGGAGCCUGCUGGAAAAUUAAGAAAAAUGACUAGUGAAAUCAUUCAGAUGAUGGAAAUUUUGACCACAUCAGAUCUUUAAAUUUUGUAAUAUAUGGGCAAGUUUUGGAAAUCUUUCCUCUAUAAUGAUAUUGAAUGGCGGUGGUGAUUUUAAUAAAAUACUAACUGGUAAACACUUGGGACAUUUACUGAAGCUUUUAUGCCAAUUACGGCACAAACGUUAUUUGUGCCAUAAUUUGCGACUUUUCUAAACUGGCAAGAAAAGGGACCAAGCUUCUCAACACCCACCAGAUUUAAUAUAAGUCGACUGCUCUUGACUUUUUUCUGGCGCACGGACUGCCAGAGAUGCAACUAAUUUAUUAAAAGGCACAUCUUACUCCAACACAGGAAGCUCAAGACUGGCAUAUGGAAAAACCAGUCUUGAUAAAUGUCCCCUUUACUUCACACUUGAAUAUCCAUGCAACAUUGUUGGGAUGUAUGGUUAGUAAUAAGUAGUUAUUAAAGAAUUAUAAACUAUAACGCGUGAGCAACUGAAAUAGCUUGAAUAUCUUUGAGUACUGGGCACACUUUAAAGGACAAAUCCAUAAAUAAUAGAUGGAUUUAUUUUAUUUUUAUUAGGAUAUCAUUUUUUUUUAAGGCACUUUUUAGCAGAGGGUCCCACUUAACACUCUUUGUCAGACGAGGGUUGACGUGUAGACGCACCAUGCCUCUCUUUGCGAUCCCAGUCGUGUGGGUGGUCUGAACUUCUCACGUUAUUCUAAUGAAUGCAGUGCUUCUCCGUGGGCAGAUUAAUCUAGACCUAUCAACCAAUCAGUCAUUCCAAUCCACCACCUACUAUUUUAAUGAAGAUUACCUUGCAGACAAACGCUCCUCUCCUAUUGAGAACUAUUCUCUCUGAGAUUACUGCUGCAGAAACACAAUAAUUUCUAUUUAAUUACCAAUGGCCUAGUACUGAAGAAAUAAAUAAAAAAAGUAAAAUAUCGAGUUUAAAAAAUUACCGCUUUCUCAUUGCCUAUGCACAGUAGACUUCCUCUCAGUGAUCCUAUUGAAUGACUUGCAAACCAUCCUUUGUUUGGGAACAAUAACUUGGUUAACUCACAUGCUAGAAAUCCAUCUGCUGUCUAGUUUUACAGCAAUAGUCAGUAGGUUAACAUCUGUGUUAGUAACGCCAUUAGUCUGUUUCGACAGAGGACUGACAGAGUUACAAUAUCUGGCAUAGCCAGGCACAGCCGGAUCCCCAUUCACUAUAAUGGGAUGCAGUGAGUUUCCAGCAUAAAUGCUGGAUAUGGUAACUCCAUUAGCCUGCUCCUCUGCUGGAACAGACAUAAUGGGUUGUCUGCUAAAUGCUACUUUUCCAUUUGACUUAUUGGGCAUGUUAAGUAGGGGAGGUCCAUUGUCUAGAGCUGCUUUUACAUCUAGAGGACCACUAGCAUCUUUUGGUUUCUUUGGGUGCUGUAUAAAUUAUUAUGGUACUUGUAGCUUUAGCAAACCUCUGGAAUGCCUACAGUGUAAAGAGGGUUGUACGAACCAAGCAACUCCUCAGGUUGUACACUACAUUGUCACUAUGCUAUAAGCCCUUUUUUCCCCCCAACAUUUCCUAACUCACAAGUAUUAUUGUACACAAGCAGUUCUGCAUCCCUUUUGUCGUUCUCUCCUGUGUAACCUUAGCAUACUACUGGAUAAUUACAAUGGGGCUAUUGAUUUAUACAACCAGACUACCUGGUGUAUACUAUGCUGUAAGGCAAGUUAUUUUUUCUUAUGAGCAGUUGAGUGUUGGAAAAUAGUAACCCAUAUAUAAUUUUAUUUUUAUUUUUUUCACCCAGUAUUAGUUUUAGUUCGGAAAAAUAGCAAACCUCUUUUUUCAGGUGCUACCAAGAUGACCAGUUACUGCUUAGUCAACUAGGUGUAAAGUUUUACAUUUAUUAAUGUCAAUAGUUUUAAUACAAGUUGUGCAAAAAAAAUUAACUUUAGCUUCACCCCUUAGAAGACAACAGAGCGGGUGAUGCCACUCGUCCACUGACUCUCUUUAAGGGGUUAAAUAAUUUAGGUUGCGCCUAAACAACAUUCUAGAGCAUGUAAAAUUCCUUUUUUUUUAUUCUGUUCAACUGUAAUCAAUGAAAAUAUGUAUGUUGUAGAAAAGUUGCAGAAUUUUUCAAAAGAAUUCUGUCAUUAAUUUAUUCUUUUUGUAUUAAGAAUUUGUAUAGUACCUUUACAUUUUGCAAAACAGUGUUGUUGACACUUCCUUAAUAAAGCAUUUUUAAAAUCAAA
Messenger RNA from Bufo gargarizans (Asiatic toad), 9549 nucleotides. RefSeq names its product FERM domain containing 4A (gene FRMD4A). Gene Ontology annotation, biological process: establishment of epithelial cell polarity. Lineage: Eukaryota; Metazoa; Chordata; Amphibia; Anura; Bufonidae. Bases 280 to 3516 code for a protein of 1078 amino acids. Gene Ontology annotation, cellular component: adherens junction; bicellular tight junction; cytoskeleton. The transcript is spliced from 23 exons. The record is from RefSeq and is a predicted model, not a curated record.